AUGCGCGCUGCCGGCAACAAGGAGGAGGACGAUCUUGGAAGUUCAGAACUUGAACUCUCGUCGCUGUCUUCGUCUGAUUCCUUUGAACCUAGGGCAUUUGAAGGCAAUCCGGUCGAUGCCAAGCGUCCACAGGUAAGCAAACUGCCAUCUGCGGCCUCCAGGGACUUUGCAUCCGAGAAGAGCAGCUUGACGCUUGGGGGAGGCCCAGAAACACAAGAAGAGGCAUCGUCUAAUUCUUCGCUACCCGAUGUGGAUAAGGUUGUAACACACAACGUGAAAGAGGGACUUUCUGAAAAUGUCGAGUCGCUCGAAGAACAAGGUUUGAAUCUACGGAAAAAGGCGAACCCUGAUAUUAAUAGUCCUGUUGCCCUGUCUUCGAGCACUGAGUUUCCAGAAGAGUACAACUUGGAAACUGAAACGGGGUUAGUGAAGGCCGUUACGUUGCAACAACUCAACAGACUCGAUAGUCGAACAUCAGUACGAAGUGGCCAAUCUCAGAAAAAAUCGCUGAAAUCUUCAAUCGCCUCGUUAGAGCUGCCCGAUGCUACCAGCGUGAAGAGUCGCACUGAUAAUGGAUUGGAUUCCGAGAAGCUGCGCAGAGCAGUCGAAAAAAAUCAAAAACAGAUCGAAAAAUACCAAGAACGUAAAAAGAAGGGUGGGGUCAAGAGCUUUAUAGCCAAGAUUUUCAACUGA
Molecule: messenger RNA, 693 nt
Organism: Lachancea lanzarotensis
Lineage: Eukaryota; Fungi; Ascomycota; Saccharomycetes; Saccharomycetales; Saccharomycetaceae
Product: LALA0S01e07932g1_1
Exons: 1
Coding region: 1-693 (230 amino acids)
Source: RefSeq, a predicted model, not a curated record